Aspergillus niger is the source of this 4731-nucleotide messenger RNA. RefSeq lists its product as uncharacterized. The record is from RefSeq and is a predicted model, not a curated record. Gene Ontology annotation, biological process: mRNA processing; mRNA export from nucleus. The coding region runs from base 1 to 4731 and encodes 1576 amino acids. Gene Ontology annotation, cellular component: THO complex part of transcription export complex. NCBI's taxonomy places the organism in Eukaryota, Fungi, Ascomycota, Eurotiomycetes, Eurotiales, Aspergillaceae. The transcript has 3 exons. Gene Ontology annotation, molecular function: mRNA binding.
AUGUAUGCCGAGUGGACUUCUGGCCAAACUUCCAGACUUCCUGACAUCAAGUCGGCGUUUGAUCAGGCGAAAGCAGAAACGAAGGAUGUUCUUAAGAGGCUCAGCAAAACGAAUAUUCGACCUAUGGCUCGUGCCUUGGCCAAGAUCGCCUAUGCCAAUCCGGGCAUCGUCAUCAGUGUGGCCAUCAACCAGAUUGAGUCUUAUGAGAAUCUUAUCGAAGUCGUUGUGGAGUGUGCGCGCUACUUCACAUAUCUUGGGUAUGAUAUCCUGACAUGGGUCAUGAUUAGCUCGCUCGGCCAGAAGGGACGAAGCCGCGUUCAAGAAGGUGGCUUGUUGACUAGUCGUUGGUUGAACGCCUUGGCGACAUUUGCAGGACGGACUUUCAAGAGGUAUUCGGUGAUGGAUCCCACUCCGGUCUUACAAUACGUUGUGGAGCAGCUUCGCCAGAACAAUUCGACAGAUUUGAUCAUCCUCGAGCAGAUAAUCAGUUCUAUGGCGGGAAUCAUCACCGACAACAAUUUCAACGAUGCACAAAUUCAGGCCAUGGCGGGUGGCGAAAUCCUACAAUCUCAGACGAUCUUGCAGUUGCUAGAUAAGCGACACGAGUCAAAAACUACCUCCAGAAGACUUAUGAAGUCUCUCACUGUUUCAAAGCUUGCCGGACAAUUGCUCAUUGCCAUUGCUCAAGAACGAUUGAUUUGCGUUUUCAGAGAAACGGAAGGCGCUUCCGAGCUCAAGCUCCUAGGAAACAUUUUUGAUGAGAUUCACCGUAUUCUGGUUCAGUACCUGGAUCUGCUUCGCAGCAACCUGUCGGUCGAGGAAUUCGAUUCAUUCGUCCCGGAUUUGGCUUCUCUCAUUAGCGAUUUCGGCAUCCAGCCCGAAGUGGCGUUUUGGAUUCGGCGUCCGAGUGUUGCAAAGAAGGUUGCGGAUAUAGAAAAGACAAUGCAGGAUGAAGAGUCCGCAAAGACUCCGGCGGCAUUGGUAUCCAGUCGCGAGAGCGAAGAGACAUCCCCAUCCAAGCCCGAGGCUGACGAGAUGGAAACGACGGAAGAUGGGGAGGCAAACGUGACUGAAGGGGAACAGCCGUCGGAGAAUGCCAUGGAUGUCGAUACCGAAAAGGCAGAGACCGCGAACAACACCGACAGCAACGCUGCUACAGUACCGGCUGGUUCUGUCACUGCCGAGGUGCCUGCUCUGAAUCCCGUCAUGCAAGAUCUCCAAGACCAAGUCAAGGCUGUCCUGAGUCCCGAAACGUGGGGCGUUGUUGGCUUACAGUUCUACGUGACAUUCUGGCAGCUGUCUUUGUACGACGUGCAUAUACCUCAGAAAUCGUAUGAAGACGAAAUUGAUCGGCAAAAGAGGAAGGUUAUGGCCAUCAGCAACGAUCGGUCCGACAUCAGCAUGGCAGGAACGCAAAGAAAAGAGCGAGAGAAAAAGCAAAUCACGCAACUCCAAGACCGGAUAUUGGAAGAGAACAAGGCCCACUUGAAGGCCUACGGCCAAACAAGGACCAAACUACAGAAGGAGAAAGAUCGCUGGUUUGCAGGUAUGCGUGGGAAGCACGAUUCGUUGAAUGUUGCCCUUCUGGAGCAAUGUUUCCUACCGCGUCUCUUGUUGUCUCCUAUCGAUGCAUUCUACUGCUUCAAGAUGCUCAAAUUCUUGCACACAACUGGAACGCCGAAUUUCCGAACCGUCGGCCUCCUGGAUCAGCUAUUCAGGGAGCAAAGACUUACCGCGUUGAUAUUCCAGUGCACAUCAAGAGAGGCCGAUAACUUGGGUCGAUUUUUGAAUGAGGUCUUACGCGACCUCGGUCGUUGGCACGCCGACAAGGCUGUUUACGAGAAGGAAGCGUUUGGUACCAAGAAAGACCUUCCUGGGUUCGCCAAGAAUGUUGACUCGGAUGGGAAGCCAGCCAUUUAUCUGGAGUACGAAGAUUUCCGUCGGCUUCUGUACAAGUGGCACCGCCUAUUCUCCUCCGCUCUGAAGACGUGCUUGAACGGUGGCGAAUACAUGCACAUUCGUAACGCUAUCAGCCGGGACAUGUUGACUAGCAUGAAUAGCUUGAGUCAGAACGACGAACGAGAUGAUGUCAAGAUCCCGGCCGCUUCUCUAAUCGGCGAUCUUAACCGGCGUGAAAAGAAAUGGUUGCUCCCUCAAGCGUUUAUGAGUGCCAGCCCGCCAGUGCCUGGCAGACCAGGUGCAGCAGCGAAACCAACCACACCACGUCCCUCGUCUACUACACCCACCCCCUUGAAUGCUACUGCUGUCGAGUUCAAGCCUACAUCCACCAACGGGUCGCAAGGCGAGGCGAAGCCCGAGUCGGGCGCCACGAAGGCUGAGGUUGAAGAUGGAGAGAUAGAGGAUGCAAAGAUGGCUGAUGUCCCGCUGGCUGAUCGAACAGCUCAAAAGCCGGCUGAAACAAAGGUUUCGUCGACGUCUCAACGUGAUUCGCCUGCAACUUCGGCUCAAGGUACCGAAAUACAAGCAUCCGCUAAUCGCGAGCAAAAUUCAAACGAGAAGGAUGUCGCUUCUGCCCGUGGAGCUCAUCUAGAGGCAGACUUGCCUGCUCGACCCCAGGCGCCAGCAUCGCCCGCUGCAUCGCAGGCUGCAUCAAAAAUUUCAGACUCUGGUAGACCGGCAAAUGUACCGAAGCGCCCUGAACCGGAGCGAGCACCAUCCGGUGCACAGAACGCCCGAGCACAAGCGCAGGGCCCACACCGAUUCAACCGUGAAGACAAGUUACCUCCUCGGCCUGAUCUCUUAGAGGAUCGCCGUGACAGACAUCAGGACUAUCCUCGUGGUGGUCGCUUCGGUGGAGACCACGACUAUUCUCGGCCAUUCGAUCCGGCCAUGGGUGAUGGGAGGCCCUACCCCCGUGGUGACAGGGAUUACCCAAGGCAACCUAUGGACGAACCAUUCCGUGGAUUUCCUCACCGGGAUGGACGCCCAGCGCGUGAUGCGGACUGGCCGGAUCGGUCAGGCCGUCUACGGCCGGAUGCUCGGGAGGGACCACCAAAUGUACGAUCUGUUCCUCCUACGCACCCUGAUCGCGCUGGUAUGAUAGACGACCAUCCAGAAGGCUUUCGGCGUGGCGAAACCGGACGACAAGAUCGGGACGACCGACGGAAUUUGCAACAACGAGCAUUGUCUCCUCCGAGAAUGGAACCACUGGGGCGUCCAGAACGGUUCCCAGCUGAUGAUCGCCGGGGUGCGAACUUUGCCCACCCUCAUGCGCGCAACGAGGAUAUGCCCACAGGGCCACGAAGUGAGCGAUAUGGGCGUCCUUCCAUGGAUGGCGCUGACAGUCGAGAUACAGUGACCGGCAUUGACAUGAAUCAUGGACGGCUGCGUCAACCGGAGCCGCCUACGGAUGUUCCGUCUGGCCCGAGAGGAAGAAACAAUGCUGGGCGUGGUGGCCGCAAUGUCCCCGGGUCACAACAUUCCCAAGGACAGCCUGCGGCUGGUGCGAUGGCUCCGACUGAACGCCAGCCUCCUACUGGCCCUGGUCGACAGGGGCUACGAAACGCACCGGAUCAGCCUGCCCCAACAGGGCCCUCGUCACCGGGCCCAGAGAAACUCGACACUAGCGGAAUCCACCCGGAUAGACUGAAGGUCCUGCAACAGCAACCCCAGGAAAACACAUAUGGGGGCGGUCAGCGCCCGCAUCAUGGGUCAUCUCCUGCAUCGAUUGUUCCCCCAUCUGGUCCACGCAGUGGACUGGGGCCACCCUCUGGACCCGCAGCUAUGCCACGUGGCCCGCCUUCAGGUCCUGGGUUUGGUGGUGAACGCGGCCGGGGAGACAAGCGUUUUGCUGGUAUCAACAACAUGCUCCAGCAAUCCGGUGGGCUGCCGGACCGUGGCCCUGGUCCUACGAUUCGAGGACGGGGUGCCAAUCGGCAAUCGGGCGCCAUGAAUGCCCCAUCACCGCAAUCGGCUCGGCCUCCGACGCCCGUUGCGCAGGAGGAGGGUGGUCGCGGUGGCCCGGCGUCUCAAGGUCGCCCUGAUCUCAUGGCCGGCCGGUCUUCUGGCGCUCCCUACGGGGAAGAGGACGGUCAUCCACGUAGCCGACCAGGAGGCAGCCGAGGAGAGCCUGCGGAGGAGUCCAGCGCGGAAAGCCGGCGAAGCCAGCGGUUCUCUUCGGGCACAUACCCUGAGCGUGAACGGGAGCGGGAGCGAGAUCGGGAACGGCGUGGUGGCGAUGAAGAGGGCUCACGCAGUAGCAGUCGACGGGAAGAGCAUCGAGAUCGAAACCGGGAUUACGAGCGUGAACGGAGUCGCCGAAGCGACGCGGGUGGUGCCCCGGGAGGGCCUCGGGAAGAACGGUAUGAGUCUCGCGAGGCGUCUCGACGUGGGCCUGGCGCACGUGAAGACAACCGGCGUCGACGUGACCGGGAGGAGGGCUCGGACAUUGCCCCAAGCAGUCAGGAGCAUGAAGGCCGUCUCCGACCUCCGUCUUCUCUUGGCGGACAGGGUCCUCCACCACCUCCGCCGCCCCCGCUUGCUGCUGGUGAGGAUGACCGACGAUGGGGAGGUGGGCGCGAGCUGCGCGAUCGUGAGCGUGACCGUAAUCGGGAUCGUCCGCGUGAACGGGACUACCAUCGCGAGGGGGCGCCUAGUGGGCCUCACCGCAAGCGUAAUCGACCUGGGGACGAAGGAGGACAUGGAGAUGGCGGCGGACGGGGAGGAAUGCGGAUGGGAAGCGAGUCUAAACGGCCCCGACGUGGUGCGUGA